AUGUCCAUUGACACCGAGGAGGCGACAUGUCAAGUACCUGUGGAGCUCUCAGCUGGAUCCGAAUCGGAGGAAGAGCUGAACGAUAUUGCCGAGCACGAGCUUGAGGACGACUUCGAUCCACACUUCCACCGCGAAGGCCAGGCGACACCGAUGGUCGACAUUGCCGGUCCAGCAUCCGAAUCACAACAUCAGCAGCCUCCAGCAUUCAGCAGAUGGGUCAGCAAACUGCGCAGAAAACGACAUAAUCAUCCUCAACUUCUCUCACCGCGAAAAGAACGAUGGACUUUGGACGACUUUGACACUCGAGCCGCAUCACCAGGACAACAAUACCUCAGUCCCGGCCGACAUUAUCACUCCGACUCUCAAGGUUCUUCCGUCCGCUUCGUUACCGCAGUACGAUCUGCGACAGCCACCCUCGCCAGCGCAAGCAUGGCAACAUUGUCCCGGCGCACGACUCGCUUCAGACGAGGCCAUCAGCGGAGCAGCAUCGUCUCCGGGUCCGAGAUACGACUCUCGAUAGAAAGUCGACGGUCUAUCAUCGAUGAAGCGGCAAAACAACGAGCUCGAAAAAGAAGGGAGAAACUUGAAGAGCUGAUCAGGACGGAGGAGAGUUAUGUCGCGGAUGUGAAGGCUUUGUCUAAUGCAUACUUCACCAUCCUCGCCCAUCAACCAACAGCAACAAGCUUCGCCCGCACCUCUACCCAGCGCACCAUCGCCGACAUUCUACAUUUGCACGACGACAUUCUCGGCUGUCUCCAUCGAAUCGUGCCUUUCGCCGAGUACGACCAAACCAUUGCCCGCCUACCUUUACCAUUACGAGCCCACAAUCGAUGGCACAGCAUGGACGCGGUCCCUCAAAGAACGACACCGAAUCGAUCGACGCUUGCUACAAUCCGGCAGGGACGGCGGUCUUUGAACAUCAGUCGAUCUUCGUCUGAUGAUGCACAGGUCGUGUUGCGGUGCAGCCCACAGACGAUCGCCGCGGUGGCGAAAGCGUUUUCGGACAACAUGUUACGAUUCGCGGCCUACGAGGACUACGGCGCCAACUAUGAUUUGAUCCAGCGUGACGUCGACGAUACACAACGAGCGAUUUCGGGAUGGGCGGACUUUGAUAAAGCCAUCGAGGCCAUAUCGGCGCACGUCAAUCCCAUGAGGACGAGGGAGGCGAACCGGAAGAGGGCGAUGACGGUCAAGGAUUUGUUGAUCAAGCCCAUCCAACGCCUUCCAAGGUACGAGCUCCUUUUCAGCGACCUUCACAAACUCACACCCGCGUGCGAUGACCCGAUAUCACACGCCGAAAUCGAAGAACUUCGACUCAAACUGAACUCUGUCUGCCACCGCAUGAAUGCCGCAAAGGAAAAUCCAGCCCGCGCACGAGCACUGGAAAUGACCUGGCUCAUCGGUGACCGCCUCACAUUUUCCAGUCAAGUCCCACGCUCAAUCUUCCUACAACUCCUCGGUCGGGUCUCGCUCUGCGGAUCGUUGUACAUUGCCUACCGCAGUCGGGACCGCAUCAAAGGUGCCUAUGUAAUCUGCGUCCUGUUCGAGUCGUGUCUUCUCCUGGCUUCUUGCGAUGAAGAUCAGUCGAAAUACAGCAUUUUGGUGAGCAUCACAUUGGCCAAUGCAACGAUCGAAGAGACGGAUAAUGCGAAGGGGCUACAGUGCCACACUGCUCCGCAUGCGUGGAAGGUAGUCUUCGAACAGGGUGCGAGGAUGUAUGAACUCAUCUUCACGGCUUGUUCAGCGGUGGAGUCUGAAGUCUGGCGAACACACAUCGCCAGUGGCAUCGAAACUCAGAUUGCGGCUGUCGCUGAAGGAAAGGCGAAUGUCUUCGAACUGCAGUCACCUCUCACGGCAGACAUGAAGAGCAUCGGCAAAGCAUUUGGCAAACCGGGCAGUUUUGUGCGACGCAUGUCCGUCCAGCGAGCAGCGACAAUCGGUCCUACGGCGGACUUGAACCAAGUCAUCAUCAAGAACACGCAAGCUGUGAAGGAAGUGAUGGACAAUUCCUCUCAGGGCUCCUUCCAAAUUCCACGCUCGCAAUCUGUGGCCACUCCUAGCCAUGUACAGACCCUCGCACCACGCCGUGCAGACCGUCAUCGCCUUGAGACCAUCCUCUCAGACGUCUGGUCUCGAGAUUUGCUGCCUUAUCCAGGCAUGGUCCGCCGCUCCGACCCAAUUCGAGCUGGAGCCAACCAUGUCAUUCGGAAAUUCAGCAUGGCGAGCAUCACGAGCAACUUCUCCUCUUCGAAACGCACGGGAAGCUACACGAGCAUGAGUUCCUGGCGAAAGGAAGAUAUGCCGCCACCGCGCAAUCGAGGUGAGAGUGGACGCGAGGGAAGCUCGAUGAGUUCCAGACAGUCGAGACCGCCACUGAUCGACUUUCACACGGCGCCGGAUGCGUUUUUACCGGCGGACUUUGAGAUUGGACGUCCGUCGAAGGAUAAGAGGAAGAGGUCGGCGUUGAGAACGUUUACGAUGACGAUGGAAAGGCCGUUCACGCCGUUGCUGGGGAAUGAGAACAAGCAGUCGGGAUUGAGAAGGGCACAGAGCGUGAAGGAUGUGGUGGAUGAUCAGGCGAGGCCGGGUCCUUCACCGAUCCAGCUGAAGAGGAGGGAAGAAAAGAGAACGGGUACGCCGGUGUAUAGUGUUGUGCAGGAGAGGGCUAGGACGCCGGCGAUGUUGCAUGUUAAGGAUGAGAGUUUGGAGAUGGGGAUGGGUGUUGGUGAGGCGAGUAAUGGUGCUGUUGCGGGGAAGGCGCCGAGGAAGAGCAAGAGUCGAUUGUUACGGCUGUUUGGACAGGAGAGAUAG
Zymoseptoria tritici IPO323 is the source of this 2811-nucleotide messenger RNA. RefSeq lists its product as uncharacterized. Gene Ontology annotation, molecular function: guanyl-nucleotide exchange factor activity. Gene Ontology annotation, biological process: regulation of GTPase activity. The transcript has 5 exons. Lineage: Eukaryota; Fungi; Ascomycota; Dothideomycetes; Mycosphaerellales; Mycosphaerellaceae. Bases 1 to 2811 code for a protein of 936 amino acids. The record is from RefSeq and is a predicted model, not a curated record. Gene Ontology annotation, cellular component: cytoplasm.